Molecule: messenger RNA, 7080 nt
Organism: Sander lucioperca (pikeperch)
Lineage: Eukaryota; Metazoa; Chordata; Actinopteri; Perciformes; Percidae
Gene: nalf1b
Product: transmembrane protein FAM155A
Exons: 3
Coding region: 681-1880 (399 amino acids)
Biological process (GO): calcium ion import across plasma membrane
Cellular component (GO): plasma membrane
Molecular function (GO): stretch-activated, monoatomic cation-selective, calcium channel activity
Source: RefSeq, a predicted model, not a curated record
UGUGUGUUUGUGUGUGUGUGUGUGUGUGUGUGUGUGUGUGUGUGUGUGUGUGUAUGUAUGUGUGUGUAUAUAGGUAAUAAGCUGCUCCGCCACUGCGCAACGAUGGAGCUAUCGCAACGAUGGAGAUGACGCAAACCGACCCAGCUCUCCGAAAAAGUGUUUCAAGACGAACAUGGCGGCAACUUAACCGCGGUCCAAGAUGACAAUGGCCAACGGGAGAAAGGAUUCUAGGCUUUCCGCCCAGGUACCGGACAGUGUGCAUGCAUCAAAAGGGCUCGUUGCUCUCCUUUAAGUGAAUCUGCAAAACGAAAGGCGGCAGACUCGCAGCAUCAGUACCGAGAGGCUCGCAACUGCUGGUCUCCCUGCGCCCCAGACGAGAGAACAAAUCCGGGGAGGGACGGUAGAGAGAGGGGGGCAUGCGGUCAAAGAGGACGCCGUUUCCCCCCGGAGAGCCAUGGAGAACCGGGAUGCGGCAGCGCGAAGCUUAAUCUGUGCGGGCGCGCUAAUUGGAUCGGAGUAGCACCGAUUGCUGCGGGCGCGAUAGAGGAGCGCCCUGGACCGGCGGAGGCACGGCACCGUUACAGAGGAGAACCAACCGGAGUCCGUUUCCCCAAGUCAAUGAGUAUUGUGGCAGAGCAGCCCCCGCGGUGGAGUCGGCCAGGGCAGCACUUUCCUAAAAUAUGACCAGGGGUGCUUGGAUGCGUCGGCAGCAUGAUGAGGGCUUAAAAUACUGGUUUGCAUCCCGAGAGAACGAGAAGCCAUUUACCGAGUCGGAACGGGCCCAGAGAUGGCGACUGUCGCUGGCCUCUCUGCUGUUCAUCACCGUCCUGCUCUCUGAUCACUUGUGGUUCUGCGCCGAGGCAAAACUGACGCGAACCCGAGACAAGCGGUCGGACGAGGGGCUUGCAAUUACGGACAUGGGCGAGUACCCAAACUCCCUCCACCAACAUCCAACAUCACCUGACCCCAACCAUCUCGCCAGAGAGCAAGAUGUUAUUUUUCUAGGGAAUUCUACCAAACCUCUGUGGCGAAUGGACACCUGUCAUCCAGACAGCCUGUCCAAAGACUGCUUUACUUUCACGGACGCGAAGACCGUGUGCCUGGGCCUCUCCGGUAGAGGGGAAAAGGGGACACAGUUGGCGUACGUGAAUCUGAGCGAUUUGUACCUUUCUUUUUGUAAUUCAUACUCACUUUUGGAUUUGUUUUACGGGUUUACGAGUCCGGACGAUUUGAAUUGCACCCUGGAUAUGGCCAUGGGGGUAGAUCUGCUGGGAUGCAGCAAGUGUGUCCGGGCUUAUCAGCUUCUUGACAAGCGGGCGGAGGACAACUACCGGGAGUUUGAAUUACUGGUUCAGAAAUACGAGACGGAUGCAUACUCGGUCAGGACGUGCAUGGAGGAAUGCAAGAUGGUUUAUAAGCCCUGGCUGUGUUCUCAGUACUUCCAGACCACCCAGAUGCACUGCAGUAAGCGAAUCCCCUGUGGUCAGUACUGUCUGGAGGUGCAGCAGCGGUGCCCCUUUGUCCUGCCCGACAAUGAUGAUCUCAUUCAUGGAGGCAGCCCCAGUUUUAUAUGCACAGGGCUGCUGGAGGACUAUCCAUCAGGUGUUGACCCAGAUGCAGAGUGCUGUGACGUGCGGUGGGACUUGAAAGUGGACAACCGUUCCCGGGGGACCCUGAAAAGAACUCACCCACCAUGCCAGCACCGUACCUCCCUCAGCUCCUCUGCAGCCUGCAGACUGUGUAACAGCCGGCUCAAACUCUGCCUCCUGGUCCUUGUCCUCCUACAUACUGUUGCCAGCCUCACUGCAUCCCACAAUGCAACAGGACUGGGCCUCCCCGCCAUUACGCCUCUGGAGGAAAGCCCUGCCAAUGAGGAGUGAUAGUGCUUGGAGGAUGUGAGGUUGUUGGGGUGGGGGACUCCCUCACCAUGGCAACCAAUGUGGAAAAAUACAGCCACAGUUGUGCGAACGGCUGGAGCUGUGUGCCUGUGGACAUUCUGCAACGCUUUCUGGCAAAUGGAAAAUGUAGGACGCUUUAAGACGAAAGACACACAACUCAAUCAAAACAAAUAAAUAAGUAAACAAACAGACAUACUAAGGGACUCAACCAGUCCCUUAGAUAGGAAGGGGACAAUGCCUCAGCCUUUGUUGAGUGGGAAGGUUGGCUUCCCAUGGCUGAGUUUCUCUCACUACGCUUUUUUACACUGUGUUCCAAUUAUUGGUUUCUGUUGCACUGGCUGACUAUGGAAUAACACAAUCAUAUUCUCUUUCUAAUGUUCAUCAUUUGUGUUUGUUUCUGGUUCUCUCAUACAGGAAGAAAUGUGUUCUCUAAAUAAGACAGACAAUGUGUAAAAAAAAUUAUUAACUGCAAGUUUGUGUGUGUGUGCGAUGGUUUGUGUUUCUAGAUUUACUGUGUGUGUGGGUUUGCGUGGGCGUGUGUGUGCAUGCAUGUCUUUACACGUGUGUGAGUGUAUGAGAGGGCGAGUGUGUGUUGCUGACAUGUACCCUAAAAGUCUAGCUAACAGGCUGUUGCAGCGAUGAUGUUUUUAUGGAGCCCCCCCAAGAUGUCACUUACUAUAGCUCUGUCAUGCUGGUUUGUUGGCCACAAUCCCAUUCAAACUUGACUGGAUUUUGAAUGUGGUUUUGAUGUCCAUAACAAUGACUGUGUUUAACAGAGGUUUAAGGUUUUCCUACAUUUUGUUUUGUGAGAUAAUAUUUACCUAUUAACACAGAUCUACACAUUUCUGUAAAUCAGUUAACAGCUAACACCUGCUAAACUUUGAAACACAUCAGGAACAAACAGCAUGCAUUCUUCCAAUAUCGCCAACAUUGAUAUCUCAAUUUUAUUAUAACUUGGGACCUCUUUUAAUAGUUUUGACUAUGAUUCAUAUCACUGAAGUCUGACAGGGGAAAUACUUAUAUGGCAGAUAAAAUGACGGCUGAGUGUGUGCACACAGUUUUCCUGUGUAAUGAAGGAUUAUUAUAAUCAUUUUGGGUGCACUCACUUUUAGUUUUACGCCAAAUACAAAAAAAUUAUAGCUUGUCUAUAAUAUAUGUUUAAUAUAUGUCACCUGACCGCUUGAGUUUCUUGCCCCAUUGGAGUUCAUUGUAGUGAUGUUGGUGUGUUGCCUGAUCUCAGCAGUUACUUGGUUAAGUAAAAUGUUAUCAUAAUCAAUAAAACUGAGGACAAAACCUAUAAAAGUAAGAUCCAAGCUGUAUCAAACCAGAAUGAUAUUCAAGCUUCAGGUUAACACUACCAUAGUGCUGAGCCACUUGAACAAAAUUUUAAUCAAAAUAAUUUUACAUAAUAACAAAUUGACAGAAAUGUAGAUAGCUUUUAAUUAACAUACUGACAAAAUUAGGAGGGAAUCUUAUCAUUGGGGUUGGUAAUCUUUGGUUCAUUACCAUUUAAUAAUUCUAGUUGAUGAAAUGUUAUACCUAAAUAACUGUUAGCUAUUAAAGUCCAGACAAUAACAUGAACAUUUUGCUAUAGAUCUUUAUUGUUCCCUUUUUAAAGAGUUUAAAGAGUUGUUCAAUUACUACACAGCAAACAAAAAAAACACAGAUAGGAUUUUAUCUCAUAAAACAAAACAUAAAACUGUCAAGCCUGUCUUAACCAAAGAUGUUAUUUCAGGCAUUUUACAAAAACCUUAUUCAGAUUGUGGUCACUUAUCAGCAACAUUGCUCAGCAAAGUUAACCAACAUCAAGAUUAUAGCACCGGAUCAAUAUGUAAUAUUCGCUGUUGUUCCAGACAAAGAAGCUUUUGUUAUUUUAGUUUUUAAAUUUUAAAGGUACUAUCCAGUCAAAAUAACAACUAAAAACGAAAUGAAACGAAAACUGAAGGUUCCUUGUUCUCUUCUGCCUCAAGAUCUUUUCCUUCUCCCUGCUGGUGACCAGCAGUUCAAGUACUAAUCAUUUUAUUAUAUCAUCACUCAAACAAAAACUCAAUUUACGAAACAAAACUGACAUCUACGUGUAUCAGUGGUGUCAUUUUAACCUCAGGCCUUUUUAUUUAUAGGAAACAUGAUGACUGGAUGUUACCUUUAAGGACUUUUUUUUUAUAAUCAGUCAACUGUAAGUCUCAUGCAGUUAUUAUGAAGAUAAAAUGUCAAAGUCUCACAAGAAAAUGUAAUAUGCUACUUGCAGUAGCAUAAAGGAAAAUCCCCAGUCUACUAAUACAGUAGAUAUAUUAUACUACCCCAUUCCCUGGCCAUACAGUACGUAUAGAAUGGCACUCUACAUAUCAUCAACAGACACAAUUCCUUCAAAAUUGUCAGUUUGUUUCUGUUGAAUCCAAAUGUGUAAUUGAUUUUCAUGAACUGCAUGUGGAGGCUCUUUGCAAUGUUAUGUCUCUUUUGUUGAUUGUCCUCAGCCCCACUCCGCACUCCACAUCUGAUCCCAAAUCAGCUCCUGUAGCAUGCCCACUGUCUUCUACUUUUCUCCUCAAAACAUCAAACUAAUGUCUCAUUAAGUAAAGGGCUUAUUAAGAUACACAGUACAAACAUCAUCAUCAACACAGUCAGACACACUUAACCACAUGCACAUGCAAAUUGUUAGAAGACAAGGGGUAAAACUUGGCUCACUUCCUGUUUCUUUUUAAACUAGUAUACCUGCAGUACAGAGGCUUUCCACUGGCUGUUGCCGGAGAGCAGGAACAGAAACAAAUCCAGAGAGAGGAGCAUGUCACUGUUUGAGUUAGCACUAAUGGCAUAACCUGAUAAUCGUCCAAGUCAGCUGACACUUGGAAUGUCACAGGAAUGGUAUGACCUCAAGGGCUGACUUCUUCUUUAGUUUCUCGAUUUUGUUUUGUCUCUUCGAUGAACAAGGCUGUGAGAUCAGGUAUUUAAAGAUAAAAAAAAAUAUGUUGUUGAAUGCAUUCUUUUCCACUCUCUGAUUUCUUAAAUGAGAUGUCCAAUCUGAUGUCAAGAAUUUUAUUAUACAGCUUAUAUGAGGAUUUAAAAUACAUCAUUAUUCAUAUAUAACCAGUAUAUUGGCUUAUUUUGACAUAAAUUCAGUUUAGACCCUGCUCCCCCCCCUAGACAUUACCAUUACUGCUUGCAUGAAAUACAUAAAAAAAACUCAUUGUCAUUCAGAACAGCACACCCAUGCCCAUCUUGGAUGGCCGCAGUCAGUGACAGAAAAAUGCUGCUAUUCUAUCGGUUACCAGUAGAUGGAGAUAUUUUUAUUCUUUUAUAUUGCUGCUGCUAAAGACCUAUCACACAAAGACUGUCAUCACACAAGGACUGUCAUACACAGGAAUCAGGAAGGCCGAGCUCUGGAGGAAAAAGUGAUGUGUGUGUGUGUGUGUGUGUGUGUGUGUGUGUGUGUGUGUGUGUGUGUGUGUGUGUGUGUGUGUGUGUGUGUGUGUGUGUGUGUGUGUGUGUGUGUGUGUGUGUGCGCAUAUACAGAAAGGGCCUGCAGGACAGGUGUGGCAAACCAGCAUUGUCUUUAGACCCACAGGGACCUGCUACAUUAGUUGUCUCAUUCACUGCAGCCCUAAAGCUGCAUGGACUGUAGUAUGAAACCAUUGUACUGUACAAUAUGUAAUAACUGCGUCAAUGCCCCAAAGACCCAAAACAGACUAGGGUAGGGGUAGAUCUAUUUUUUCCCCUCCACUUGCCUAAUAGAAGAACACCCAACCUUGGUCUGAACUGAGAAAUGAGUGCAGAGAAGGGCAGGGGAAUGAAGUGGACAAUGACCUUAAACUGGUGCCAAAGCAUACCUUAUAUUCAGUAAAAUAUAAAGCCAAUUCCAAUCUGACAUCACACGCUGCUUUUCAUGAUCAAACAUAAUGGACAACAGGAGGAAAACAGGGUGUGUCAGAGAAAUGUGCCAUGUUAGCAAUCGACAGAUUGCAUCUCAUAAGCUUCACACAACCCAAACAGAUGUACAGUAAGGGAUCUCUUCAAGACAUACAUGUGAUUUCAUUCUGCCUACCAUGUCAGCAGUUCAUGCUGUGAUGUAACAGCCAUCACAAACCAACUGAUGGACAUGUAUUCAUACAAUAAACCAUGUCUGCUUUACAUGCAGAAAUGCAUCCUCACGCUGGUUGCAUGGCUGGGAAUGCUGUGCAUAUGUGUUGGCUUUCAUGCCACUUCAGAUAUCUUAGCACCGAGGAUGAACCUUGUGUGCAAGGUUUCUUCCACACAUUAAUAGAAUUAGAUUUGACUGAUGUAAAUCUCUGAUUUGACUUCAGUUGGUAAUGCAGGCAUGCACGCAACAGUUACAUCAUUUUAUCUGUUGUCCGUUUUGGUUUGUCACUUUUUACUGCAUUAUACUGAGAAGAAAUUGUCUAGCGUCCUAUAGAUUCAGACUAGAUCCCUGACAAUGGUCUGUAGCAGUCGUAGGGUAUGGUCUGUCAUUUUCCAUAACACCAACCUACAAAAAUAAAUUUUGUGUUUUUCCCCUGCACAUAUAGACUAUGUAUGCCUAACCCCCAUGUGCACUCACCACCAAAUGGUAUGUACACAAAUAUUGCCCUCUUUCACUCUCUCUCAGCCUCUCUCUGUUUUCCCAAUAGUUCCGUUCUCUAUCCUGUGGAUCUAUGCAGAAGCCCAUUCCUUUUUUGGUUGUAAAUAUGUUCCCUAGUAUGCUGAACAAUGUAUGUCUUUGCGUCCAGGUUUUCUUGUGUAUUUUAAGUUGAUGUCAUGCUGUUACUUUCUUCUUCUUCUAAUUCUUUUUUUUAUUUUGAGCGUCUGAAAUCAUUGAUGUUAAAAGAGAAUGUGGUGAGGUUUAACCUAUAGACUCGUCCUCAGCUUCGCAACCUUAUUGUGAAAGGUUGUGGUUCUGUGUGUGUGAAAGCGAAAGAUUUAUGAUUAUAGAAAUGAAAAAGGUUCAAAGUCAUAUAGAAGUAUCAUUGCGAUUAUGAUUAUUAUGAUUACUAUUAUACUACCAGUAUAUUGUAAUAUUAUAGAUGCUUUAGUUCAAGUAACUUCUUUAAUUUUUUUACAAACAACUUUGAUGAAAUGAUUUAUAAAAACAGUCUCACAAGUCAUGAUCUUUUCAAAAAGUAUGAAAACUACUGCUACAAUGAUUAAAAUUGUGUUCUGAUGAAAAAUAAAUACAGACAUAUAAUCUGUU